Messenger RNA from Ustilaginoidea virens, 693 nucleotides. RefSeq lists its product as uncharacterized. NCBI's taxonomy places the organism in Eukaryota, Fungi, Ascomycota, Sordariomycetes, Hypocreales, Clavicipitaceae. The transcript has 4 exons. Bases 1 to 693 code for a protein of 230 amino acids. The record is from RefSeq and is a predicted model, not a curated record.
AUGGCGACGGGAUCCCCCCCCAACUACUACGCUAUCCUUGAAAUUGCGGAAACCGCAACGACGGCGCAAGUACGGGAUGCCUACAAACGCGCCGCCUUGAAAACGCAUCCCGAUCGAGUCUCGGCCGAUUCGCCUGAACGGGCCAGCCGAACCCGCAGGUUUCAACUCGUCAACGACGCGUACUACACUCUUUCCGAUGCCACCCGUCGGCGAGACUACGACGCGCAGCGAAAGCUCUUCGCAUCUUCCCCCGACCGAGACCCGUUUGAGGAAGCCGACGAGGAGAUUCCCCACCCGACCGGAGGCAAUCCCUUCUCGUGGGCCUGGAACUUCUUCAACGGCCAGGCUUCCGGGGGUCAAGCCGCGCGCGAAGAAGCGGAGAAUGCGCAGUUCAGCAACGUGUUUGAGGAGAUGAUGCGCGAAGAGGGCAUGGCGGAGGACGAUGGAACAAACCGGCCAACGGGCAAGUUCUGGGGCGUGGUUGGGGGUUUGAGCGGCGGCGCCUUGGGCUUCAUCGUUGCCAAUGUUCCGGGCCUGGUGGCGGGAGCAGUGGCGGGUAAUAGGCUCGGUGCGGUGAGAGACGCCAAGGGGAAGAGUGUGUAUGCUGUGUACUUGGAACUGCCGCCGGAUGACCGUGCGAGAUUGCUGAGCCAGCUUGCUACGAAAGUGUUUAGCCACGUCGCCGGGAUAUAA